GCACGGGCCGCGCGAGGGGAGGGGAGGGCUGGCCGGGGGGCUGCACGCUGGGCCCGGGAGGGGUCCGGCCCCGCACCGGCCCGAGCUGACGCCCAGUGCACGGCCACCUUGCGCGCGCCCGGGGACCUGGAGACGCCCGUCUGGGGGCUGGGGCCGCGCUGCGGAGCCGCCCACGCCGCGCUCCAGGAGCUGGAGCUGGCAGGGUGGGUGUCAGGACAUGUUGAUCUCCCCCCAAGCCAGGGCUGCCCUCCUCCGGCUCUGUCUGGUGAAUCUCCGCGUGCUGAUUUGCUGCAGAACCUGGUCUACUCCUCACUACCUUGGCCGCGUUGAAGCCUGGAGACCCUCAUCAUUCUCUGCCGCUCUCCUUGGCCUGGCAGAGUGUCCCGGUUCCUCAGCCAGCGGGCACCCCCGCCAUGGAGGACUGCAACGUGCACUCGGCCGCCAGCAUCCUGGCCUCGGUGAAGGAGCAGGAGGCUCGCUUUGAGCGGCUGACGCGGGCACUGGAGCAGGAGCGGCGCCAUGUGGCCCUCCAGCUGGAGCGCGCUCAGCAGCCUGGAGUGGGCACUGGUGGCAUGGGCAGUGGGCAGCCCCUGCCAAUGGCCUGGCAGCAGCUGGUCUUGCAGGAGCAGAGCCCGGGCAGCGAGGCCUCAUUGGUCACCAUGCCAGAGGCCCCUGAGGUGCUGGAGGAGACGGUGACGGUGGAGGAGGACCCUGGCACCCCUACGUCCCAUGUGUCCAUCGUCACUUCGGAAGAUGGUACCACCCGGCGCACUGAGACUAAGGUCACUAAGACUGUGAAGACAGUGACCACACGAACAGUGCGCCAGCUGCCCGUGGGUCCGGAUGGCCUCCCCUUGCUGGACAGCGGACCCCCGCUCUGCCCAUUCCCAGAUGGCCCCCUGGACCGCCACUUCUUACUGCGAGGGGGCGUGCCGGCAGCCACGCUCUCCCGCGCCUACCUCAGCAGCGGGGGCAGCUUCCCUGAUGCGCCCGAGCCCCGUGAAGUCCCCAGCUACGGCAGCCUGUCCCGGGGGCUGGGAACGCGGCCCCCACGUGGUGGGCCUCUGGGUCCGGGCCCUGGGGACGGCUGCUUCACUCUGCCUGGCCGCCGUGAGGCGUUCCCCGCCGGCCCCGAGCCUGUGACUCCAGCAGGCCGCUCCCAGCCUGAGCGCUUCCAGGCGGAGCCCUAUGGCCUGGAGGAUGAUACGCGGAGCUUGGCUGCCGAGGACGAGGGCGGCCCGGAGCUGGAGUCCGACUACAGCACGGCCCCCCGGAGGCGGCUUGACUGCGGGCGGGGCCUUCGCGCCAGGGCCUACGAGGACGUGGCUGACGAAGGCAGUGAGCUGAUGGAGGAGCGGCCCCCAUUCCCAGCCGUGAGCGCACCCCUGGCCCAGCCUGAACGGGGCAGCCUGGGCAGCCUGGACCGCAUGGUGCGGCGCUCGCCCUCGGUGGACAGCGCCCGCAAGGAACCGCGCUGGCGGGAUCCGGAGCUGCCCGAGGUCCUGGCCAUGCUGCGGCACCCCGUGGACCCCGUGAAGGCCAACGCAGCCGCCUACCUGCAGCACCUGUGCUUCGAGAACGAGGGCGUCAAGCGGCGCGUGCGGCAGCUGCGGGGGUUGCCGCUGCUCGUGGCCCUGCUGGACCACCCGCGGGCUGAGGUGCGGCGCCGGGCCUGCGGGGCGCUGCGGAACCUCUCCUUUGGGCGGGACACGGACAACAAGGCGGCCAUCCGGGACUGCGGGGGUGUGCCCGCCCUGGUGCGCCUGCUGCGGGCUGCCCGGGACAGUGAGGUCCGGGAGCUUGUCACCGGCACACUCUGGAACCUGUCAUCCUAUGAGCCCCUGAAGAUGGUCAUCAUUGACCACGGGCUACAGACGCUGACCCACGAGGUCAUUGUGCCCCACUCGGGCUGGGAGCGCGAGCCCAACGAGGACUCGAAGCCACGUGACGCCGAGUGGACCACUGUCUUCAAGAACACGUCCGGCUGUUUGAGGAACGUGAGCUCUGAUGGCGCAGAGGCCCGCCGGCGACUCCGGGAAUGCGAAGGCCUGGUGGAUGCACUGCUGCAUGCCCUGCAGUCGGCUGUGGGCAGGAAGGACACGGACAACAAGUCGGUGGAGAAUUGCGUGUGCAUCAUGCGGAACCUGUCCUACCACGUGCACAAGGAGGUGCCAGGGGCUGACAGGUACCAGGAGGCGGAGCCUGGGCCCCCAGGGGGCGCUCUGGGCUCGCAGCGCCGGAGGCGGGAUGACGCCGGCUGCUUCGGUGGCAAGAAGGCCAAAGAGGAGUGGUUCCAUCAAGGGAAGAAGGAUGGUGAGAUGGACCGGAACUUUGACACGCUGGACCUGCCCAAGCGGACCGAGGCCGCCAAAGGCUUUGAGCUGCUGUACCAGCCUGAAGUGGUACGUCUCUACCUCUCUCUCCUCACGGAGAGCCGGAACUUCAACACUUUGGAGGCUGCAGCCGGAGCCCUACAGAACCUCAGUGCCGGCAACUGGACGUGGGCCACGUAUAUCCGUGCCACCGUGCGCAAGGAGCGCGGGCUGCCCGUGCUGGUGGAGUUGCUGCAGUCGGAGACUGACAAGGUCGUCCGCGCUGUGGCCAUCGCCCUUCGCAACCUCUCCCUGGACCGGCGCAAUAAAGACCUCAUUGGGAGCUAUGCUAUGGCAGAACUGGUACGGAACGUGCGGAAUGCGCAGGCUCCAGCACGACCCGGGGCCCAUCUGGAGGAAGACACCGUGGUGGCCGUGCUCAACACCAUCCAUGAGAUCGUGUCCGACAGCUUGGACAAUGCGCGCUCGCUCCUGCAGGCCCGAGGCGUCCCUGCGCUAGUGGCCCUGGGUGGUGCCAGUCAGUCUGUGCGCGAGGCCAAGGCCGCAUCCCACGUGCUGCAAACUGUGUGGAGCUACAAGGAGCUGCGUGGUGCCCUGCAGAAGGAUGGCUGGACCAAGGCGCGCUUCCAGUCCACUGCUGCUAACACCAAGGGACCCAAGGGAGUGCCAAGUCCGGGAGGCUUUGAUGAUAGCACCCUACCCCUGGUGGACAAGAGCCUCGACGGUGAGAAGCCUGGGAGCCGGGACGCCAUCCCCAUGGAGGCUCUUGGCCCCGACGGCUAUUCCACAGUGGACCGGCGGAAGACCCGAGGCAGUGACCCUGCAGCAGAGGCUUCUGAGAAGGAGCCACUAAAACUCGAGCCCAGCAGGAAGGCCCCUCCUCCUGGGCCCAGCAGGCCUUCGGUCAGGCUGGUGGAUGCCGUGGGGGACGCUAAGCCUCAGCCCGUUGACUCCUGGGUCUAGCUUGCACUCCUGGUACGUUCUCGUGUCUGCCCUUCUGUGCUCUGGGCCAGGGCCGCCGCGUUCACCUCUGCUGGCUGCAUGCUCCGCUCUCCCUGGGCUCCCCGGAAGGGCCCGGCCUCGCGC
Messenger RNA from Sorex fumeus (smoky shrew), 3419 nucleotides. It is a transcript of the gene ARVCF, whose product is annotated as ARVCF delta catenin family member. Gene Ontology annotation, cellular component: plasma membrane; nucleus; adherens junction. Lineage: Eukaryota; Metazoa; Chordata; Mammalia; Eulipotyphla; Soricidae. Gene Ontology annotation, biological process: cell-cell adhesion; cell-cell junction assembly. Bases 414 to 3296 code for a protein of 960 amino acids. The transcript has 20 exons. Gene Ontology annotation, molecular function: cadherin binding. The record is from RefSeq and is a predicted model, not a curated record.